Messenger RNA from Nicotiana attenuata, 839 nucleotides. Its product is annotated as probable E3 ubiquitin-protein ligase RHA4A. Bases 140 to 703 code for a protein of 187 amino acids. Gene Ontology annotation, biological process: protein ubiquitination. Gene Ontology annotation, molecular function: ubiquitin protein ligase activity. The transcript has a single exon. Lineage: Eukaryota; Viridiplantae; Streptophyta; Magnoliopsida; Solanales; Solanaceae. The record is from RefSeq and is a predicted model, not a curated record.
AAUUGUUAAUACUUACUGCUCACAUUAUAUAAUAAGGAACAUUUCCAAUGAAAAUCAAAGUGCUUUUCCUCUAUUUGUUGAUAGGGGCAAGCUUUUGUUUUAAGCUUUUGUGACCAGUUGUGUCUCCGUAUACGAAGAGAUGGGCUUCCUCUUCCAUGCCAUCGAAUUACCGAAAUUCCUGACUGCGACAUUCUUGGUUAGCGUUUGGAGCCAUCUCAAAUACAUGGUCAUUGCUGCCCUCACUCGCCUGGGUCUCUACAAACCUCCUCCUGAAGACGCCGCCGCCGACUCCAAUAGCUACAACCCCAACAGUUACAUUCUCCUGUUAGACGGCACUUGCCCUUCCCUCGUCACAGUUCCAAUCGAGGUCGCCACCGCCGCCGUCAAGCUCAAGGUCCCCGUACUCCUCUACCGCGAUUACCUCCUCCGCCGCCGCCGUGGAAACGAAUUGGUGAAGGGAUGCUCGAUCUGCCUCGAAUCCAUGGAGCUGGAGGAUGAGGUCAGAGAGCUCAUCACCUGCACCCAUGUCUUCCACAGAGGGUGUCUCGAUACUUGGGUGAGCGACGGACACGUCACCUGUCCCUUGUGCAGAUCUAUGUUGCUUCCCCCUAAGUUAAGUUCUUUCCGAUGUUGUCGAAAUCCCGAUACUCCGCCGCCGCCGUCGGACUUGACCGAUCCCCCAUUAGUUUCUAGUUCUGGUUAGUUGACUCUGUUGUUCAUUGGAUUCACAUGCAUCUACGGCGGACGAUGCUCGUCUGCUUGUAUUUCUACUGUAAUUAUAUUCUUGGUUAUAUACUUAUACAUAUGAAUUCGUAAAACUAAUUCCCGUUUCUUUCUCA